AUGGAGAAAAAUGGAAACCCACCGCCGUAUGGCUGGAGUAAUGGAUACAUGCAGGCCCCACCAGCUGCACCGCCAAGUUAUUCGCAGGCUGUGGGUGGCGUCGGUCCAUCGAGUCCAUACACUCCCCAUUAUCAACCCACCACUGGACCACAGAUUGUGACAACGGUUGUGCCACUGGGACCACAGGCUACCCACAUGAUAUGUCCCAGCUGUCAUGGAGAAAUGAAUACUGCAACACAAACAAAGCCAGGGCUCAUUGCAUAUAUAGCAGGGUCUAUCCUGUGUAUUCUUGGAUUAUUCUGCGGCUGCUGUCUAAUACCCUGCUGUAUAGACAGUUGUAUGGACGUGCACCACAAGUGUCCCAACUGUGGAGCAUACCUGGGACGAUACAGACGAUAA
Leptosia nina is the source of this 399-nucleotide messenger RNA. The record is from the annotation of a GenBank genome assembly. Lineage: Eukaryota; Metazoa; Arthropoda; Insecta; Lepidoptera; Pieridae.